CGGACGGGACAACAGAAAACACAACACUGAACGCAACACGCAACUACAAUUUUAAUUUUAUAAAAAUAAAACAACUUUGCUUUGGUCUCAUUUUGUGUUCUCUUUCGUUGAUUCGUUUUGGAGUCAUGUCUAUUUAUUAUAGCGGGACGUUCACAAGGUCUGCUGGUGUAAUCAGUGCAAUAAUCAAGCAAUUGAAGUUGGUAAAUUUAAAGCCUGUGAAGAAAAUCCAAGUUCAAUUUGAUCCAUUUCAUCCAAAUGCAGUAACAGCCAGAGAUUUCCUGUUCCAUAUUUCCUCACCCAAAGUUACAGAGACAAAUCUGAGCUGUGUUAUCAGGGCUAAUGUUGUCUGUGAUAGGAGUGAACCAGAAAUAAAACUUGAAUUAGCAGAUUCAGGUGUAGUGAAGUUCUUAGCAAAUAACCUAACAGUUCUAGACAUUCUUCAACAAAUCAACAAGCACAUUAGUUCCAAAGUCAAAGAAGACCCUAUAGUUCCACUUUCAACAACUAAAAUAGCAGCAAAGAAGCUAGGCAGACGCUAAUAUGGUCAGUAAAAAGAAGGAUUUCCACCUGAAGCUCAUAGAGAAUGUGUAUGAGAACAUCCCUGCUUUCACAGAUGUGUUCACUGAAGAGACAUUUUAUAUUUUCGUUGUUACUAUAGUUUUAAGUACAAUUCUUCUAGCUUUCAUUGUUUCAAGAUUUGUUACAAUAAAGGAAGUUGAGUUGUAGCUUAGUGAUUUUGAGUGGAAUUAAGGGGAAUAAAAAAUAUAAAUAAUCCAGAAUCAAGACAACAGGAAAAAAUAUAGGCAUAUGCAUUUGUAACCUAUAUAGGAUCAAUUUUACAAAUUCUAUUUUUAAAUAUGGAACUGAAGACUGAACAAAUGGGUCAAUGUUAAAUGCAUUGAAAUUAUACAAAAUGCAGGAAAAAGGGCUGAAGAACCCAUAGUUGGUUCUAUGAUUAUUCAUAACAAAUAAUUCUGUGUUUUUAGUAAAAUAUGAGGGAACAUUGAAGUUAAUCUUAAUGAGAAGUUCAUAGCAAUCAAUUUCACCUGAGAAAAUCUUAAACAUAGUAUCAUGAUCAUCAAAUUCAAAUACAGAUCCUAUUUUUAUUCUUCUUUGAACGCAUUUCUUCAUAAAAAACGACAAUAAUCGAUCAUUCAAUUAAACAGUCAAAAAAGACAUUGAUGUGAGUAUAGUCCUUAUUUGAAUGCAGCAGGUGCUCUAUGAACUAGACCCAUGUUUUACUUAAAAAAUGUAAAUUAUUAUGAAUAUAUUGCUCAAUAAUUGGAGAAGCAUAAUACCAUCUGAGUUUUUUU
This is a messenger RNA of Phaedon cochleariae (mustard beetle), 1313 nucleotides long. The record is from the annotation of a GenBank genome assembly. Lineage: Eukaryota; Metazoa; Arthropoda; Insecta; Coleoptera; Chrysomelidae.